Molecule: messenger RNA, 258 nt
Organism: Staurois parvus
Lineage: Eukaryota; Metazoa; Chordata; Amphibia; Anura; Ranidae
Source: the annotation of a GenBank genome assembly
CAGGGGCGGACUGACCAUUUGGAAACUCUGGCACUGCCCGAGGGCCCGGGGUCAGUAGGGGGCCCCCUGAGAUGCCCCUGGUACCUUUUUCAUAGACUUUUUUGAGUUUGGGCAAGGACACAGGGGCCCCAUGAUCCCCUAUUGCCCGGGGGCCCCAUGAGUUGUCAGUCCGCCCCUGUUGGCCAUCCUGCCAGUGCCACCCAUCAGUGUUGCCCAUCAGUGCCACCAGCAGUGCCCAUCAGUGCUGCUUAUCAGUGC